Amblyraja radiata (thorny skate) is the source of this 1319-nucleotide messenger RNA. RefSeq names its product potassium voltage-gated channel subfamily H member 6-like. Gene Ontology annotation, molecular function: inward rectifier potassium channel activity. The annotation marks the transcript as partial. The transcript has 4 exons. Gene Ontology annotation, biological process: regulation of ventricular cardiac muscle cell membrane repolarization; potassium ion transmembrane transport; regulation of heart rate by cardiac conduction. Lineage: Eukaryota; Metazoa; Chordata; Chondrichthyes; Rajiformes; Rajidae. The record is from RefSeq and is a predicted model, not a curated record. Gene Ontology annotation, cellular component: plasma membrane.
GCUCGUGCUUGCCCUGCCUGGUGGACGUGGUCCCGGUCAAGAAUGAGGAGGGGGCGGUUACCAUGUUCAUCAUGAACUUUGAGGAGCAGGGGGGCACCUCCCAGAAGAUGGGCCAAGAGAGGAGUCAUCGCUUGCCCCUGGACUGCUGCACUUCCAGUCGAGGGAAGGUGUUCAGGCUGAAGCUGCCCUCGCUGCGGACGAUGACGCUGAGUCAGCAGUCGCUGGCCAAGGAGGGCUUUGACCUGGUGCCCGACGACCAGCAGCAGUCGGAGAGGGACUCGCUGGCAAUGCAGGAGCUGUACGACACCCGCACCGACAACUGCGUGCAGCCCACCGCGGGCGAGUGGGAAUCUCUGGCGGAUCUCAUCGACAGGUCGGCGGCCAGCGGACCUUGGGGCGACCCCUCCCCAGGGCAGGAGCUCAGCCCGGAGCCGGACCUCCGAUGCCCCAACACCAACCUGAUCCAGAUCCAGCCCGGAGACAGCUGCCCCGGCAUCCGCCGAGCCUCCUCCGUCGACAACAUCGAGCUGAUGAGGAACAAGUUUGAGAAGAAAUUGAAGGAGAAAAAACAAACUUCAGGGGGGUCGAAGAGCUUCAAACCGAACCUGCUGAACUCCACGUCAGACUCGGACCUGAUGAAGUAUCGAGCCAUCAGCAGAAUCCCACAGAUCACCCUCAACUUUGUGGAUUUUAACCCGGAUAUCAUAUUGACGCCUUCGCCCACGGAGAUCGAGAUCAUAGCGCCGAGCAAAGUGAAGGAGAGGACCCAGAACGUCACGGAGAAAGUCACACAGGUCCUGUCGUUAGGAGCGGACGUGCUGCCUGAGUACAAGUUGCAGGCCCCUCGCAUCCACAAGUGGACCAUCCUUCACUACAGCCCCUUCAAGGCGAUGUGGGACUGGCUGAUCCUGCUGCUGGUGAUAUACACCGCCAUCUUCACCCCCUACUCAGCCGCCUUCCUCCUCAACGACCAGGAGGAGGAGAAGCGCUGGGUGUGCGGCUACUCCUGCAACCCCCUGGCCAUCGUGGACCUGAUCGUCGACAUCAUGUUCAUCAUCGACAUCAUCAUCAACUUCCGCACCACCUACGUCAACGAGAACGAUGAGGUGGUGAGUCACGCGGCCAAGAUCGCCAUCCACUACUUCAAGGGCUGGUUCCUCAUCGAUAUUGUGGCCGCCAUCCCCUUUGACCUGCUCAUCUUCAGGUCUGGCUCUGACGAGGUAAAGGGACCUAUCUGGGCAAGUUUUGUUCCACAGAGGGUGGUGGGUGCCAGCCGAACAUGAUCCCAAGUUAAACUUAUCUCCUCUGCCUGCAUGUGA